This is a messenger RNA of Cydia pomonella (codling moth), 5432 nucleotides long. RefSeq names its product titin. The coding region runs from base 142 to 5064 and encodes 1640 amino acids. The record is from RefSeq and is a predicted model, not a curated record. NCBI's taxonomy places the organism in Eukaryota, Metazoa, Arthropoda, Insecta, Lepidoptera, Tortricidae. Gene Ontology annotation, cellular component: extrinsic component of mitochondrial inner membrane. The transcript is spliced from 8 exons.
ACACUGACAUUUUAUGUAAUACAUGCGAAUGUUUCGAGACAGGAAUAAAGCGGUCCCGUCCACAAAUCGGUCAGACUCUCACUGAUUUUAGAUUUGUUCGGACGUGCCAAUUUCACCUGAAAGUUAGCAACCACUGUAAUAAUGAAUAGCAAGAAAAAGAAUAAAAACCGUCAAAGUAAACCACCUAAUCCAAUCCCUCCUCAGGAACAAGAGUUGAGUGAACCCUCGAGUCCAUUAGAUGUGACAAAUGCUGAAAUUGAGAGUGUUGUCGAAGAACGUGUGCCUAAUAUUGUAAGUGAAAAUGCUUCCGCAGAAGUAAAAGAAACUGAAGAAACUCCUAAGAAGCCUAAAAGAAACAGAGGUAAAAAGAAAAUUGAUGACGAUAAGAGUGUUAAAGAAGACGAAGUUAAGAGUGAAGAGCUUGUCGUAGGAACUGAAAUACAACCGGUUAAUGAGUCAUUAGAUGAAUCCAAUAUAGCCCCAACUGUGCGUAAAAAGAAAAAUAAAAAUAAAAAGGGACAGGCAUCCACCCAAGGAGAAAAAGUAGAAGAAAUUAAAGUUGAUAAGGAUGCUCAAAUUGAUGAGAGUAUUGGUCAGACAAAGAAUCUAGAACAAAGUAAAGUAAAGGAGGAACCAGAGCAAGAAAUUAGGUCAGCGAAGAAAAAGAAUAAAAAGAAGAAAAGCCGCAAUGACUCUGAAAGAUCCGACAAAGCAGAAGAAGUGUCUUGUACGUCUGUAUUCCAAAAGUUAUUGUCUGAAAGUGCAAAAGUUGAAGCUACCACACUACCCAUUACAAAAGACACCAGUGUUCCAGAAGCUGCCAUCAAGGAAGUAGAAAUAUCACCACAGGCUUUUAUACCAUCUGAUAGUGUUUUAAAAGAAACACCGCAAAAAGAUGAAGGUAACAAAAACAAGAAAAAGAAUAAAAAAGAUAAAAAACCACAUGCAGUUCCUGAUGCAAACACUCAAGAGUCUCAUGAAAUAGAAAAUGUUGUCAUUUCAAGUAACGUCUCUGAAACGAGUAGUGAAAAAAUUGUAAAAGAAACCCCAGAGUAUCAAGAAAGUGACGAAACAAUGCCCUCUUGUUCUACAGCAGGUGAAAAAAACAGUUUAAAAAAUAAACCGAAAAUUGCAAAACCAGUCGGAAAAAAGAAGCAAGAAAAAGGUAAUGAAAAUAUUGAAAAAGUCGUAAUUGAAGAAGUGAAAGUUACUCAAAUGGAAUCUAGAGAAGAAACAACAAUUGCCGACGUUUUACCAAUAGAAGAAUUAGAUGAUGUAAUACUUGUGCCUCUAACGGAUAUUGCACCAGACUGGCAAGAAGAAGUGAAAAUAGAAGAAGGCAAUGGACCAGUCAUCGGCUGUGAAGAUAAACAUGACACAAUAGAUCUUGAACUUGAAUGUCUAAGCCACGAGAAUAAUACAAAUAGGAAAACCUCUCCAAAACCUUCGCGAAGAACUGAAACAAUAAGAUCUGAUGGUAAAUCUGAAUCCGAAAUAAGUAGCACCUCUACAGAGACGACAGUAGAAAAACCUGCCGUGAAUACGGACUUAAAAGUUGUUAAUACUUCAGAAGAAAAGGUAGGCCACCAAGAAAAUAAAUCGAAAAAUAUUGAAGUCAAGGAUGAAAACAAAAAAAGGGAUAAAAGAAAGAAAUCUCCUAGACCUACAACGCAUAUUGAAAGGGUGCCAGAAAUCGGCAUCUCAGCUGCAACCUUAUGUGCAAUGUCUAAAUCUGUAGAAAUAAGUAGUAAGUCGCUCGAACAAACAGGCGAUUUAUUCGAAGAAAAACAAGAUGAAUCCAAGAUGUCACUAAUAGAAUCUGGAAAGAUAGAAGUUUCUGGUAACGAUAAAAAUAAAUCUACAAACACAUCAAGUAAAGAUGAGAAGGCAACGAGUUCUGCGAAAAAGGAAGAUAUUGUACAAUCUGAAUUAACUCCUGUCGGCGGGCCAAUGUUACCAGCAGCAACCAGCCUUGAUACAGUUAGGAUGCAAACUGAAAUGCUUUUCGAAGUUGUUCAAGAUGAGAAAAAGGCGACAGAGAAAGAUGAAGUGGGACGCGUUAAUACUCCUGAUAAUUUAAAGCAUCACAAAAGAAAUAAGUCACCAAAACCUAUUAGCGUUGCCUCGGGCUCUAAGAGCUCUCAAAAACAGAAGAAAAAUACUUUAAAUAUCGAUGAUAUCAUAAUUAUUCAAGCUGAGGUUGUGAGUGAAGAAAAGGCUCAAAAGUUCAGUGACUCUUUUAUCGCAAGUGAAGAAAACACUGAUAAAAAUGACACUAUAAAAGCAGAUGUUAAACAUGGAUGUGAAAAGCCUAAAAAGAGGAAAAAAUCUCCUAAACCUUCUCAACAGGCUUUUACACAAGAAAUGAAAUGUACUACUGAAAAAGACUGCGUUUUAGAAACUCAGGGAGAAGUACAAACGCCUGUAACUCCUAAGCCACUAGAUGUGAACUUAUUACCAGAAACUUUUGCUGUUGAGCUAGAGACACCAAAAAGCGAUUCAUUGCCUUCACCUAACGAAGUCACACCUGACUUUAUAGAACAUCCACGAUGCUCAAGCGAGCAACUUGACAGUAACAACAAUAUGGUUAUUCAAGAAAUUCAAAAUUCAGAUGGGAAUUUGAGUGUACCUGUCAUAAUACCCGAAACUCCGUUUAUACAAAGUACUAAUAUCAGCAGUCCAGAAUUGGUAUCAAGCGGAAUCAGAGUGAUAGGUACGGAAUCUGACAAUAAACCCCUUGAAGAAAAAACUGACCUUAAAUCCAAAGUCUUGGAAGUAAAUAAAGAUAUGGAGGAAUUAAGAAUGUCUAUUGAAAGGUCAUUAGCGGAACUGACAUCAUUAGAAAAAAGUGAUAAAGAUGCUGAAAAGGACGUGGAAAAACAGAAUAAAGAAAAAGAUGAAAUGAUUAAAAGUUUUAAUCUCAAGCAAGAAAUAUUUAUAGUUGAAAAUCGGCCUGCUUUAGAAAUGCUUGCGGUAAGGAAAGAAGAUUGUAAAGAUGCCGAAGAAGAAGUAACCACAUGUAAACAACCUGUUUGCCCUGCAAGGAAGGACCACAAAGGAAAAGGAAAAUCUAAGAAGAAAAGUAAACAAGAAUCGACGAUACAAAGCACAUCAGCACAGUCACCCACGAAUACUACGGCAACUGAAAAGUCAUCACAACCUGAAAAUAAAAACGAAGAAGCUAAUAAAACAGAACAAUCAUCUAGUAAUACACAAGGAAAAGAAAAGCAACAGGCUAGUGAAACCAAAGGUAAUAAGGAUGACGAUUUAAUGGUGAGUGAAAAUAUUGGGAAAAAUUAUCAAAUUGAAUUCCAACCUAUUGAAAAUUUUGAAGAUGCAAUGACUUCCAGUGUUGACGAUGUAAAUAAAACGUUUGAAAUUAUUGCCACCGAAGCUAAUUCCAGAUUGAAUGAAACUCAAAACAAUCCAGAGAUCAACGUCACAGCGCCACAAGAGGACGAUAAAAAAAGUAGACAAGAAAAACAAAAUCCUAUUUCGCCGCCAAAAAACUUGUUAGGCCACCCCGACAUUCCUGUGCCAUCGAGUAGAACCGACUAUAAAAAAGAAAAGAAUAAAACGCCAAAUUGCACACAAGCUAAAGUUAAAAUAAAAGACGCAAAUCAAGUAGAAAUACAAAUUCCGAAAAAAUUUAAAGAGUCUCAGGCAGAGUCUAAAAGUAAACUCUUGAACUUUAAAAAACCCGAUGAAUCAAUAAGUGUGACUAAUCAAAAUGAAGAUUACAUUUAUAAGUACAGCUUUCGCAAAGUGUUUCUACAAUGUGCGUGUCACGUCUGCAAAAAGGAUUUGAAAGCGACGAGAGUUCCAUGUAGCUAUUGCAAUUUAAUUUUCUAUUGCAACCAGAAACAUAAAGACGAAGACUACUCUCAGCAUCAAGCAUUGUGCUUUGCCGUUUCGACAAUAGUGCAUUUGAAAGACCAAAAGUUUAUCUACGCCGACUCGCGCAACGUGACUGGUCACAACUACCGUCUGCUGCGCAUGCAGAUGAUCGUGUCAUGCGAGAAGGUGCUUAAGCGCAGACUAGUACCGUGGGAGCAAGAAGCCCUGUUGUACCCCAGGAUGUGUGCUCUCGCUAGUUGCAGGGAGUGGAGACAAGGGAAACUGGUGGAUUGUGAGGGGUGCGGGCAGACAUUGUUAUACCGCAAUAUAUCGUAUUGCUCGGAACAUCCAGACCAUCUUUCUAAGAGUCACUCCCGUUGGUGUAAGUCCUAUAACCUGUAUCGUGGGCUGGUAAAGCACCAACAAACGAAAGGCCGCCUGGAACCAAAACUGCCUACGCGAGUGCUGGAGAUGAGUCCUCUACCGGAGAACAUCAAUGAAGUGUUGGCAGCGAUGUAUGAACAGAAGAUUGAUAUGAGCGAUAUAGAGUAUGCAGCGUUGACGCAGCUCGCGACCGCGCCACUCACCGCGCUCUUUUGUCUGCAGCACAGGGCCAACGCCGCUACUGGAAUCACUAAGAAAACUUUGACUCUUCACAUUGUGGGUGCAGAGCUUCAGUUCGAAGCCGACGUGCUUAACAAGUGGGAAGUAUUCCUGCUUCACCUGCUGCCUAACGUAGACGAAAUUAAGGUUGUGCUGGUAGGCCCGGACCUGAACCCUUCGAAUUUGCCACUGGACCUGCUUGGGAAGAUCAGAUACUGCGAAAACUGCCAAAGGAAUAAACGCCGAGUAGUAUUCGGCUUCCAGGACAAACGAACCUACCAUGAGUUCUGGGCGAGCGAUGACUUCACGGUGCCUGACUUGGUCUGUGCCUUCAACCCAAGCAUCCAGCGUUCUUCCGCAUACAACGGGAAGGACACCUGGCCUGCCACUAUAAAUUGCAUCCUUAAGCUGAAAUCUCCUUUAGCUAUCACCUCCUACACCCUUUCAGAGCUGACCAGUGACCUUCUUAGGGUCCAGGAAUGCGCUACAGUGCGCUACAAUGUCCUAUGCGCACCAAGAAAUAAUUGUUUUGCUAGCGUACGCCCAGAUAGGAACUUCAUCUCAGAUGAUGAAGCUCCUUUGUUGUUUAAGAAUUAUUGUGUUACCGUUGUAUGUGGUGCUUAGUGUGUUUUAAUCAAUAAAGUUGUUUGCGAUUUUGUGAGAUUUUUAUUAUUCAAAGUUUGUUAGUAAUUUUGUGAAACCUUUAUUUAAAUAAAACCUUUAAUGGGUUGUUAUUUCUACGCCUAGUAAUAAGCAAGGGUUAUGAUGGCUUGGACCAAAAUUAGAAGUAGCCUCUUAGUGUUCAUUAGCGAUUUUCUCAGAAUCCAGAAGUGUACUACCAAGUUUUGCGAGUCAAAAAAAAUUGUUUAUAAGCUUCCGACCCAGUAAGAACUUCAUUUGCGUUGAUGAAGCUCCUCAGUCGUCUAAAAAUCAUUACCUACAUUAGUAUGCUGUAUUUAAUUUGUUAUUAUUAAUAAAGUUGUUUUUGAUUU